Schistosoma turkestanicum is the source of this 792-nucleotide messenger RNA. The record is from the annotation of a GenBank genome assembly. NCBI's taxonomy places the organism in Eukaryota, Metazoa, Platyhelminthes, Trematoda, Strigeidida, Schistosomatidae.
GUAAAGUUGCAACGCUCAAAUUAGGUGUCUUCUUCAAGACAUAUACCUCUGUAAUCAAAUCGAAGAGCGAGUCAAUUUCAGUAUGGUAACUGUGAGGCCAUUUACUUGUUUAGACUUGCUGAAGUAUGGGAAUAUUAAUCUGGAUAUGUAUACGGAAACUUAUAGUAUCGGCUUCUAUCUGCAUUAUUUGGCAAGAUGGCCUGAGUACAUGCGAGUCCUAGAAUCACCCACAUUAACCUGUUUCGAAAGGAAUCCAAAAAGUCUCUCGGAUACUCCACACACAGGCGGUUCACAGAACCCACCUCCCAAAGUAGUAUCAGUACCAUCUACGUGUCAACGACUAAUGGGUUACAUGAUGGCAAAGUCAGAAGGUCGUGGAGUGGAUUGGCAUGGUCAUGUUACUGCAUUGUCAGUGGCCCCUGAAUAUCGUCGUUUGAGAUUAGCUACUCAGCUAAUGCUAGAAUUAGAAGAAACAUCUGAACGGAAACGGUGUUACUAUGUUGAUCUAUUUGUGCGUGCAUCUAACAAGCUGGGAAUAGAUAUUUAUACUAAACUGGGCUAUAUUAUAUAUCGCAGAGUCUUAAAUUAUUACUGGGGUUCUAUUGAAGAUGAAGAUGCUUUCGAUAUGCGAAAAGCACUCUCAGCGGAUGUGCUUAAACGAUCCGUUAUACCGUUAACGAGGCCGGUACGUCCCGAAGAAUUAGAACAUCCAUAAACAUACACAUAAAAACCUAUUUAUUGAUUCUAAAUUUCGAAUUUUAGUACUUGUAAAUAUAUUUUUUGUCACGGUGA